AUGAGAACCAUUGAGGAGACCAGAAAGAGAUGGGAUAUCCUGUUCUCCGACAACGACACACCUUCCGACCUCCGAGCGGCCUUGCUAUCCGAUCAAGGAGGAAACCUGUGCAAUGACGGAUUAAGAUCGGCAUUUCUACUCUUCGACGGGUUGGAUAAAACCGAAUGGGUCUCUAAGCUCGACGAAUCUCGGGAUGCCUAUCGUGCACUACGAGAUCAUUUCUUAAAAUACAUCGAACAUCCGGACGAUUUAGAAUCGACUGUUGAUCCGCUGGCGGAUGACGAACAGUCCCCUUGGCAAACACUCCGACACGAUGAGACGCUACGUACCGAGAUUCUUCAAGAUGUCGACCGAUGCUUGCAGGAAAACUACUUUUUCCAAGAGCCCGACACGAAAUCCAAAUUGACAGACAUCCUGUUCGUCUACUCGAAGCUCAAUCCAGACGUCGGCUAUAGACAAGGAAUGCAUGAAUUACUCGCGCCUAUUCUCUGGGCAGUAGAUCGAGACUCAGUGAAACCAGACCCCGAAAGACUUGAUGCGAACAUGGACAAAAGUGAGGGAUUGAUGCUAAAGCUUCUUGAUGCACAAUUUGUCGAACAUGAUUCAUUUACGCUGUUUCUCUCUGUCAUGCAGACGGCCCGCAUAUACUAUGAACAUGGUGAGACACGGUCGGCAAAUGGCCAAAUGGAUGUCAUUCCGAUAGUUGAUCGGUGUCAAUAUCUUCAUAAGGAAGCUUUGGCGAUUAUCGACCAUGAGCUCGCUGAGCAUCUGGAAGCUGUGGACGUAUUACCGCAAAUUUUCCUAACCCGCUGGAUGCGCCUUUUGUUUGGGCGAGAAUUUCCAUUUGAUGAUAUGCUAAUGAUGUGGGACCUGUUGUUUGCUCAUGGACUACGGUCUGAUCUUGUUGAUUUCACAUGCAUUGCAAUGCUGCUUAGAAUUCGUUGGCAAUUGCUCACGGCUGACUAUACAACCGCCUUGACAUUAUUACUACGCUACCCUUCGCCCGAACCACACACCCCUCAAACUUUUGUACAUGAUGCACUCUAUUUGGAACAGAAUCCUACCGCCGAUCGAGGCAGUUUCAUCAUAUCGAAAUAUUCAGGCAGACCGCCCGACUUCAAAAUUCGCAACAUUUCUGGUACACGGCCCACAAGGAAGGCCUUCCUUUGGGAAGACUUCAAGAAACGCAGUGGACAAAACUCACCUGGGUCACCAUCCCGAAAUAGCCCUAAAAGCCUCGAGUCUCUUCUCCAAGACGUCUCUCAAGGGAUCCAACGCCGGACAGAGGCCUGGGGUGUAGCCAAAGCUGUUCGAGGCGCCGUGACAGAAGCUAGGAAAAAUAUGCAGACAAUGCAUCAUGAAGCAAAUAUGCGUCCUGGAUUUUUCAGGCCUCUUUCUGCUGCAUCAGCCUCGGAUAUUCAGCCUAUGGCAGCUACAGCGUCAUCGGCCAGACUGGAAACGAAGAUCAAUCUACUCGAAGAAAGGAACCAAGCGUUGGCGACGAUUUUACGCGAAGCACUGGAUGAUCUUGGCUCCCAGCUGGCAAAUGUCAAGGAGCUUGAUUCUGAUACGAACAGCGCAGUGAAACAGGCCCUGGCCAAAGCUGAGAGUGUCCAGGUCUGCCUCGGAGAUUCUUCCAUCCCAGUAGAUCCCCGUCUUAACCCCGGUGUAAACGGUGAAUUAAACCAAACAGCUGAAUUACAAGCGUCAGAUACCUCACCAAUGGCCAAAGUAGAAGGCAAAGUGGUGGCAAACAAAGGUCAAUCACGAACAUUAAGGCCCACCAAUGCGGAAACAACGGGGCCGAAAGCCGAAGGUGGAACCGAUUCUAUCCCAACGGCAAAUCGAAGGAACAGUGACAGAAAACCCGAAGGUUCGCGGGCAAUACCCUCUCGAUCAACUGUACGACCUUCUAUGACGGAUUCGGGAUUCUCAUGGAUGCUUGGCGGCGGUCGGAACCUGUCGGGCUUUGUUAGCUCGACAUCACCGCCGCCAGAGCAGACCCGACAUCUAGACCAGACUCGAGGGAAACCCAAUGUCUUGUUCGGAUCGAGCGGAGAUGAAAAUCCAGGGACGGAUUCUGGUCAUAGUGAAUUGGCGCUGCACAGCCUUCGGGGCUCUCGGGACCCUCUGUCAGGCACCGGCCCAUGA
Penicillium griseofulvum is the source of this 2151-nucleotide messenger RNA. Its product is annotated as GTPase-activating protein GYP6. The record is from RefSeq and is a predicted model, not a curated record. NCBI's taxonomy places the organism in Eukaryota, Fungi, Ascomycota, Eurotiomycetes, Eurotiales, Aspergillaceae. Gene Ontology annotation, molecular function: GTPase activator activity. The coding region runs from base 1 to 2151 and encodes 716 amino acids. The transcript is spliced from 6 exons. Gene Ontology annotation, biological process: activation of GTPase activity.